Molecule: messenger RNA, 1089 nt
Organism: Pyrgilauda ruficollis (rufous-necked snowfinch)
Lineage: Eukaryota; Metazoa; Chordata; Aves; Passeriformes; Passeridae
Product: sodium/glucose cotransporter 2-like
Biological process (GO): transmembrane transport
Cellular component (GO): plasma membrane
Molecular function (GO): D-glucose:sodium symporter activity
Source: RefSeq, a predicted model, not a curated record
AUGGCCGCCAAGCGAGGUGGGCGGAGCCUCUCCGGGUAUUUCCUGGCCGGACGCAGCAUGACCUGGGCUCCGGUGGGGGCGUCUCUCUUUGCCAGCAACAUCGGCUCCGGGCACUUCGUGGGGCUGGCGGGGACGGGCGCGGCCGGCGGCAUCGCCGUGGGAGGCUUCGAGUGGCAGUUCAUCGUGCUGCUGCUGGGCUGGGUGUUCGUGCCCAUCUACAUGAGAGCCGGGGUGAGCACCAUGCCUGAGUACCUGGGCCGGCGCUUCGGGGGGGGGCGGAUCCGGCUCUACCUGGCGCUGCUGUCCCUGGGGCUCUACGUCAGCACCAAGAUCUCGGUACUGGUGAGCACCAUGCCUGAGUACCUGGGCCGGCGCUUCGGGGGGGGGCGGAUCCGGCUCUACCUGGCGCUGCUGUCCCUGGGGCUCUACGUCAGCACCAAGAUCUCGGUGAUCGUGCAGCGCUGCCUCGCCGGCCGCUCCCUCACCCACGUCCGCGCCGGCUGCGUCGUCUGUGGCUACCUCAAGGUGAUCGUGCAGCGCUGCCUCGCCGGCCGCUCCCUCACCCACGUCCGCGCCGGCUGCGUCGUCUGUGGCUACCUCAAGGUGCUGCCCAUGUUCCUGAUGGUGCUGCCCGGCAUGGCCGCCCGCGUCCUCUUCCCGGAGGUGGUGGGCUGCGCUGACCCCCAGGGCUGCUCCCGGGCCUGCGGCUCCGCCCUCGGCUGCUCCAACGUGGCCUAUCCCCGGCUGGUGCUGAGCCUGCUGCCCCCCGGGCUGCGCGGGCUGAUGCUGGCCGUGGUGCUGGCCGCGCUGAUGUCGUCGCUGGCCUCCAUCUUCGCCAGCUCGGCCGCGCUCUUCACGCUCGACGUGUACCGGAAAGUGCGGCCGGGGGCGGGGCCGCGGCACCUGCUGCUGGCCGGGAGGCUGUGGGUGGUGGCCAUGGUGGGGCUGAGCCUGGCCUGGCUGCCGGUGGUGGAGGCGGCGCGGGGCGGGCAGCUCUUCGACUACAUGCAGGCGCUGGCCUCGUACCUGGCCCCGCCCGUGGCCGCCGUCUUCUUCCUGGCCGUGUUCGUGCCCCGCGUCAACGAGCCG